Molecule: messenger RNA, 2462 nt
Organism: Prorocentrum cordatum
Lineage: Eukaryota; Dinophyceae; Prorocentrales; Prorocentraceae
Source: the annotation of a GenBank genome assembly
AUGUCCCGCCUCGAAGAAGCGCUGCGUGUCACGCGCGAACCGACCGCCAAGCACGUGGCGAUUGGGCCGACAUUCACCAGGCGGGAGGUUCCAGGGUCUCGCGCGCGUCGCCGGGCGUCGGUGCGUCAGGCGUCCCUUCGCGAUUUGCCGCCGGCCUUCUGGCCGUCUUCCGCGGCGGUCGACGCGCUGGGGGCCCAGGCAGCGAAACUCCGGCGCGAGGGCGUGGCCCAUCCGUAUGCGUCGCCGGACCUCAAGGCGAGAUCGAUAUGCGCGCGUCUGCGCGGCGCGACCCGUUGGAGCGCGCGCAAGGCUUUCCUGCCGUUCUGGGCUUCGGGCAAAGCGCCGGGGGCGGAGGCGGAUCCCUCGGAAGCUGGGGCCCAGAAGGGGCUGCUACCAUUCAACCAGUGGCACGCGACCUUUGAUGCGCACGCGGCUGCGGCAGCGAUCCUGGGCGACCAGCCGAGCUUCAUGUCACUGUGGUGUCAUAAGCACCACACGCUGCAGGUAGCCGCGCGAGCGAAUUCGCUCAACGAGCGGCCGCACUUGGCGCUGCACUUUGACGCGGUGGCGCGCCGCUCGCGGGCAGAGAGAUCCAGGGCGGAAGGCAAGGGGGGCCAGGCGAGCGACCGCCGGGGCGACCUGUGCCCAGCUGCGGGGUCUGCGGCGAGCGGGCACCGCGGCGGCUGGGUCAACCGCGGGAGCUGGCACGCUGGAAACCAGAGCGUGGGAAAGAGCGAGUGGCCCAGCAAAGGAGGCCGCAAGGGCAAGCGCGGCAACUCGGCGGCACCAAAGACGCCCGAGAAGCGCGGCAAGCGCUCGCGAGGCGUUGCGCGUUGCUUCACGAAGGGUGCGCCAAUCAUUGGAGCGCUGCCGUCGACGGGGAAUGGCAUUCCCGUGCUAGGGGAGGGCGCCUGCCCGGACGUUGCCGCGCUGCGUUCGGGCGCGGUGGCGCAUAAUCAAAAGAUUUUGAAGUCAAUGCGCGAAUCCGAGGGAGCGAGCGCGCUCCUAGAGAAGACGCGCGAGGACGCUAGUCUAGGGCGGAUGUCGCGGCCGAUUUCUUUCCCGCCGUCGGCGACUGCUGCCGAGAUUGCGCAAGUCAGUGGAGACGACGCGCGCUUGCUGCCGAGAUUUCCCGCAGCGCAGUGUAAGCCUGAUGGGAGCGUCAAAAUCAGGCCCGUCGAUGACGGCAACCGCGCCGGCAUUGCGGAAGCGACGCUGCCUGGGGGGAAACUUGUCGUUGACGGGCUCGAUCGUGUGAUUGCGGCGUGCCGCGCCUUCUUUGAAGCGAACGGCGUAGCGCCGGCCCUGUGGAGAGUGGAUAUAGAUGCCGCGUACAGGCGCAUCCCGCUUGCCCCAGGCCACGCGUUCGCGGCGUGGAGCGCAUUCCUGGCGGACGGCCGCUUGUGGGUCUCGCAGCAUUUUGUACGCCCAUUCGGAGCAUCUGGUUCCGUGUACGGGGGGGGCCGAGUUGCCGCUUUCCUUCGGCACGCUGUGCGGCGCCUGUUGCGGAUCCCAGCGGGGCGGUAUGUCGACGAUCACUUUGCCCCUGAAGCCGCAGAAUCGGUAGCGCAUGCCGCGGAAGUUUUCGCGCGGAUGGCGCGUGCCAUCCUUGGGCCCGGCAGCGUUGCCGGCGGCAAGCUCGAGUGGGGCAGCGAGCUUGUCGUUCUUGGGGUUCACUUCGCUCUCUCCGGCGCGGGCAUCCACUGCGCCCCGUCGGAGGACAAGGCGCGCAAGUGGGCUUGCGCGAUCACUCGCGCGCUUGAGUCAGGAAAACUCGAGCCGGGCGCGGCGUCAAAGCUGGCCGGGGCACUUUCCUGGGCCAGUCAAUCGCUGUUUAAGCGACUGGGCAGAGCUUCUCUGCGACCGCUGUUCGCGCAGCAGCGCGGCUGCGGCUCUCGCGUCAGGACUCCGCUGCGCAUAGCGUUAGAGUGGUGGCGCGAAGUGUUGGAUGCCGGUGUCCACGAAGUGGCGGAGUGGAAAGCCCGCCCGCUGGGCGCGGCGCAUUUGUUUGCCGAUGCGCGGAGCACCCCGCCGCGCGCGUCGGCCGUGCUGUUCGCGCGCGACCGCGUGUGGUAUACAGAUUGGGCGCCGGGCGCCGCGGUGUUGCGGCUGUUCGGGCAGCGUGGCGACAAUCAGAUUAUGAGCCUGGGGCUACUGGCCAUCGCUGUAGCCACGUCGUCUUUCAGGCAUCUCUUGUCGAACGCGGCGCCAGAUUUUUUUUCCGACAGCCGCGGUGCAGAGCAGGCGGUGGCGCGAGGCUCCGCCUGCCAUUUUGACUGCACCUGCCUCGCGCGCGGGGUGUGGGCGUUGGCUGCCGAAAUCUCGGCAUCCGUGCGGGUCCAUCGGGUGCCUUCGGCUGCGAAUAUCGCAGAUCCGCCAUCGCGUGAAGAUUAUGGCCUGGUGCGCCGCAUGGACGCGACUUACGUUGAGCCAACGUUGGACAACCGCUUCUACGCCCCUCA